AUGCUUGAAGGACCCGGUGCUGAUAUCGAAGACGUCAGACCACCCAUCCGGGAGCUUGCCCCCAUGGCACCACUCCGCAGCGAGGGCGUAGUGGAAGCAGACCUGGGUGCCGCAGCGGCCGCAGAAGCUGCGCGAGAACGACCUGCCGCAGUCGUGGCUGUGGAAGAAGCGCAGCCAGGUCUUCUCGCUGUCCUGGGGCUGGGUCGCGCGCAGCACGUCCCUGGCGGGGAGGUAGGGGGGCCGGCCGGCGUCCGCGGCCGCGGCGUCGAAGUCGUCCGCCGUGCAGUCGAGGAUGCGGCCGGUGACGAUGUUGGACGUCUCGGGGCCGGUGCGGGGCAGGACCGAGACACGGAUCAUGGUCUCUGGGAUCUGCAUGAGGGUGGCGGGGAGGAGGGUGCCCGAGGCCAUGCGGCAGUCGUUGCAGUGGCAUGCCAGGGCGUAGGGCAUCUUGGUGCCGACGGUCUCUGGGACGAAGGGCGACGGGGGACGGGAGGCGGCGGGGGGGAUCUCGACGCGGUAGCGGAUGGCGCCGCAGGAGCAGCCGCCGGUUAG
Molecule: messenger RNA, 552 nt
Organism: Clonostachys solani
Lineage: Eukaryota; Fungi; Ascomycota; Sordariomycetes; Hypocreales; Bionectriaceae
Source: the annotation of a GenBank genome assembly